Molecule: messenger RNA, 1899 nt
Organism: Megalopta genalis
Lineage: Eukaryota; Metazoa; Arthropoda; Insecta; Hymenoptera; Halictidae
Source: RefSeq, a predicted model, not a curated record
UUUCAAGUGAUUUGAACAUGAAGGAUAUUUAAAUUUCGCGUGGAAAAACGUAGUUUCAGAGUUUUCUAAAUUAUGCGUGAAUGAGCUUGUCUAAGAUCGUAAGCUCGGCAUAAAAUUGAGGGUAAAAGCGAUUUACGUGGAAUUAUUUAACAUGACGGAGAUUUGUGAAAAAUUUGCCUUGCCAGCGAGGAUUAACGUUCUCAAAUUUCAAAAUGACAAAACAGGCGAAUUGGUAGGGGUGUGCACGGAGUUUGAGAAAACCGCUAAGCCGCUUGGACCAACUGCGCACCGUGGCCUUCAACAUUCAGCAACCACCUGCUGUCCGCGCUAUCCAUCGGGAUCUACGGUCCUGGAGUGUCGUCUCGAAGGUGAUCAACCUGUGGCACAUGUUGUCCAGGUACCUGCGGAUGGGAACACAGCCACCCAGAAGAUGUGCCUGCUUCUCGAGACGAAACAGUCGCCAUCAGGCCCAUUAUCGAGAAUCAUAUCCCGGCCGAAAGGCCCCGAAGACUGCCCCGAAGAAUGUGGUAAUGGAACGUGUAAUAGCACCGCAUCACCUGGGACGACCUACUGCCUAGAAUCUCUGACGCGUCCAGGCGGAGCAACGGCACUGGCCAGCAUGGUGCCCACGGACAGUUCGAACCUGGUCACGGCGCUGGAGACCACCAAAGUUGACAAAGACGGCAAUCGUCCGUACUCGAGGAUCCUAUAUGGUCCGGCCGAGGAGAGGAUCGCGGAAGCCUCCAGCUGCGAGGCGAAUUCGCGUGAUCCGCCGGUGACCUUCAUCGAUUGCACGGCGAGCCGCAAGGGGACACUGGCUAGGGUCACCAAGUGUUUCAACGAGAUCGCGAGUCGCGAGAAGAACUACUACGAGACCAACGUGGAGGAUGGUGACCCGACGGCUGUGGGUUACCAACGUCCGUCGCAGAACGACGCGUGUCGGCGGGACGUUUUUGAAACGAGAGUGGACAAACACGGGCCAAGAACGCGUCUGAUCAAUCAUCCAACGGAUUGCGAACGUUAUUGCGGCUACAUGGAGUCUAAGGCGAGCUGCGACGGGCCGUCUGCUAGGAUAAUUCAGGCACCGGGUGAGUCUGUCUACGAGCAGAAAUACCUGGCGACUGGCCCAGCUGCUAGAGACGAUGUAAACGAACGCAGGAAUGGGCUGGAUCCCUCUGAAAACAAGAAGUCUAUUCCCGCGAAAACCAGGGUAAGCUGUCUAAGACCGACCUGUCCUCCAAAAGCUUGUGCUUCGCUAGAGAAUUCGCAAUCAGAAUCGAACUCGGUCGAUCAGGUGCAAUUGGACUAUACCGGCUCAAUUAGAUGCGAACCGAUCAAGCCCGUCACUCAGCCAGAAGCUGCCAAGGUACCGGUCGAGGAACAAUGUAAAACGAAGGAACUGGUUGACUGCGAUAGCUCGAAGCUGAAGGACCCGAAGGCGAGAAGCAAACCUGGAUACGUGCCGGCUCUCAAGGAAACCUCGGACUGCGCCAGCAACCAUGUUCCUCGGAUAGAACCGCAGGAAUUGUUGACGUGUUAUAGGGAUUACGUGCCUUCCACUCUGCUGGAGCGCUACGAAGCUUGCCGAUCGAAACGGAACGGUCUUCAGGAUCAGUGCUUCCUGCCUGUCCCACGGGCGGUGAUCGAACUGAAGAAGAACGAAGCGAUUUCGCGCAACUGCGAUCACCGAGAUCUACCGAACAAUCAGAAUGCGGACUGCCAAAGCGUGGGCACCGGUCACACCUUGGUGACACCGCCAGCCAGCAUCGCUUCCGGGUUCUUCGAGAACAUGACCGAAUUAAUGGAAAAUGUUUGUUGAACGUGUCGAACGAUUUCGUCGUGUUGUGACCUUGUAACGUUUCGUGAACGAGGAAUAAAGAAUCACGCGAUCGAAAUGAA